Misgurnus anguillicaudatus (oriental weatherfish) is the source of this 1927-nucleotide messenger RNA. The record is from RefSeq and is a predicted model, not a curated record. Lineage: Eukaryota; Metazoa; Chordata; Actinopteri; Cypriniformes; Cobitidae.
AGCCACCAUAGUCGAUUGUAUACCGGGAGCCAGAGCGUCUGACAUUAGAUCCAAACUUAAAGUGCUGGCUAAUGCUAACCGUAAGUUUUCUAAGAUUGUUAUUCACGCCGGCACGAAUGACACCAGACUCCGCCAGUCGGAGAUCACAAAAGAUACUAUUAAAGAGGUGUGUGAAAUUGCAAAAACAAUGUCAGACAAUGUAAUUUGCUCUGGUCCCCUCCCCGCCUACCGGGGGGAUGAAACUUACAGUAGAUUAGUGUCUCUUCAUGGCUGGAUGUCAAAGUGGUGCCCCCAGCAUAACGUAGGGUUUAUAGACAAUUGGAAGCAUUUCCGGGGAAGACCUGACCUGCUAAAGAGAGAUGGCCUCCAUCCGUCUCCGGAAGGAAGUGCUAUACUCUCUAGAAAUCUGACCAAUAGUCUUACUUUUGAUAUUGUCUGACUAUCCAGGGCCCAGGUCAGGAAACAGACAGAUCGGCUUACCCAUCAGUCUGUUAGCUGCCUUGACAUGUCAAGAUCACAUAUAUCCCAGCACAUAGAGCCUUUUUUAACAGAGUACCAACACAUCUCGACUGUGUCUGUUCCUCGAACAAAUAAAUACAGAGCACCGUUUACCUCGUCUCGCACAAAUCUUAUUAACAUAAAACUAGAACAUAAUACAUUAACAGAUGAAACUCAAAUGUUAAAAUUCUGCCUUCUUAACAUUAGAUCACUUACCAACAAAGAACCAAUUAUCAAUGAAAUAAUUACUGACCAAAACUUAGAUGCACUCUGUUUAACAGAAACCUGGCUUAAAGCAGACGAUUACACCAGUUUAAACGAAUCCACCCCACAAGACUAUUAUUAUAAACAUGUUCCUCGUCUAAUAGGGAGAGGGGGUGGUGUAGCUACAAUAUACAAUAAAAUAUUCAAAGUAAACCAUAAAUCCAACCUAAAAUUUAAUUCGUUUGAAAUAAUACUGUUAAAUAUGGAAAUAACUGAUCGCAACAACAAACGACUUUCGUUCAUUUUAGCUACCAUAUAUAGGCCUCCAGGCCACCACACAGAUUUUCUUAAAGAAAUAGCAGACUUCCUAUCUGAGCUUACAGUCACUGUAGAUAAAGCUCUUAUCGUUGGUGAUUUUAAUAUCCAUGUGGAUAAUCCAAAAGAUGCAUUAGGACGUGCGUUUAUAGAUGUUCUAAAUUCUCUCGGCAUUAAACAAAAUGUGUCAGGGCCCACGCAUACUCGUAAUCACACACUAGACUUAAUUCUGUCACUCGGACUCAAUAUUAAUGACAUCGAAAUAUCACCCCAGAGCGAUGCCGUUUCAGACCAUUGCCUUGUCUCAUGCACAAUACUUCUAGAUAGGACCGCUCAGUCUACAACAUGCUACAGAUUAGCCAGAACAAUAAUUUCCACCACUAAAGAUAGCUUUAUUAGCACUCUUCCAGACCUGUCCCAAAUGAAACAUGUAGCAGAUAAUCGUGAAGAUCUAGAUAUUAUAAUAGAAAACCUGAACAACGUCUGCUCUAGCACGUUGGAUGCCGUUGCUCCCAUUCGAAAAAAGAGAAUCAAAGAAAAACCGCCAGCUCCAUGGUAUGACCAUCAUACUGCAGCCCUUAAAAAAGUAGCUAGAAAAAUGGAAAGAAACUACCGAAGCACAAAGUUAGAGGUAUGGCGUUCAGCAUGGAAAGAGAGUGUUCAACACUACAGACAGGCUAUUAAAACUGCCAGAUCUACCUAUCUCAGUACGCUUAUUAAAGAAAAUCAUAACAACCCUCGUUUUCUAUUUAGCACAGUUGCGAAACUGACUAGAAACAAAGAACAAACAGAAACCAAUAGUAAACUCCAACACAAUAGUGACGACUUCAUGAACUUCUUUACUAACAAAAUUAUGUUUAUUAGGGAAAACAUAGAAACUAUGCAAGCAGCCAUCACGAAACUCCUGUAA